This is a messenger RNA of Rubroshorea leprosula, 692 nucleotides long. The record is from the annotation of a GenBank genome assembly. NCBI's taxonomy places the organism in Eukaryota, Viridiplantae, Streptophyta, Magnoliopsida, Malvales, Dipterocarpaceae.
UCGUCUCAUCAUGGAGGGAAACUAAUAACAUCCUCUGGUUGCGAUGGACCCGCAGUUAAUAUCGCGUUCAUCAGGGCACGAUGAACAAGAUUUUGAGUUCUUGGGCAGUAACGGAGGCCCCUACAUAUUGCAGAGGAACGUCUACAUAUAUGGUUAAGGAGGGACAGAGCAAAGAAUUCAUCUAUGGUUUCAUCCAACGAAAGACUUCCAUUCCUACAUAAAAUCCUUCGGAAUGAGCAUCAUAGGGUGUAAGGCUACAUAUGGACUUUUCUCUCUAUGAAAUCCAUCAAUUUGGUAUUUGAUAUUUGAUAAAUCUCGAGUCUUUAGGUUCUGCGUGGGCAAAAUAUCAAUUAGGGUUUUCAAGAACAAGAAGAAGAUUGAAACUACCCACUUCAGCCAAUGCAAAUAGAGGGAAGCAUAUGGAAUGCUGAAGAAGGCCGGGCAUCAGAUGAAAAUAAAACGGGUUGGAGCCAGGCACCGUCCACAGCCUACUUCCAAGGAUUCAGUGUUGAUGGCUGCAAUUUAAAAGAUGGUGACACACGGAAAUGUUAUUCCGCAAAAGUUUGGUGGAACAAGAAUUAGUGUUGGAAAUUAAAUCCUCCAGAACAAAGGGCAUAUGAAAACAUAAGAAACAAAUACUUCUAUUAUGACUAUUGCUCUGAUAAGUCACACUAUAAAGCAUCAUUAGCCCC